CCAAAUGACACUCGAGCAUUUCCCACAGAGCUGUGCUUACAAUUGCUCACUCACAACACAACAAGAGCGUGUGUAAGGACAACGACAACGCAACCGCUCAAAAUGGUGCAAAUAUCACAAACAGAGGAGGACAUUAAGAUUUCCAUUGAACUAAAUAGACUCGUUACCCGAAAGCCGGACGUUGUCCUCCUGCCGCAAUAUUUAAAAUUUAAUAAUCCACCAAUAUUCUUUGAACGACAUUUGGUCCAGGAAAUUGAUGAGAUGGCCAGUUUUUGUCGUAUUUUCAAGCACGAGGCUCGUAUUGUGCUAAUUAAGAAGCAACCUGGCAUCUGGCCAGAGAUGUUUCAAAAACUGAGCAAGGAGGCUUUAAUGCAAAAACGUCUAGAGAUAGCCGAUCUGAUAGUAGAGCGCAACAAAAAACGAGAUGAGAUGGCUCUGGAACGUUACGAGAACAAGCGACGCGCUGAAAUUGAGAAGGAAGUGAAGCGUGAAGGCGACAUGAAAGAUCGCGUGAAGAAGUUUCAAGAGAGUUCUUGUCACGAAGCCUUAAUGGUGGGUGUGCGCAAAGAGACUCAUAUGAAGCUAAAUGGAGGGCAUGGCAAUAUUAAUGACAAUAACAGCAAUAACCGACAGCAGCCGGCAUUGGCAUCGGAAAUGCGGCAAGCCACACCAGUUGUGCGAUAUCAAUCACCAAUCGCCAUGUCAGCCGUGCGAGGUAAUGGACGCAUCAGCGUGUGUUUCUCCAGUGAGCACAAACAGGAUACACCGAAACGUGAGUCACAGGAAGGUAUUCAUAUGCCAUUUACUGUACAUGACCCAUCUAAUGGCAACGCGAUGGCCAAAGAAAACACUCCGAUGGAGACUGUAGAUGAAUAAUACUAAAAGAUUGAAACCAUCAAUAUGGUUAGGGAAAUGUUGUAUAACUUUCGUAAUAACCAUUUAAAUAAAAUGCAUUAGAGUUAAGAGCUCGAGAGAGAGAGAGAGAGAGAUCGGAACGAUUCAAUUGGAAUACUUUUUAUUUUAAAUUAGAUAAAAUAUACAACAAUUAUUAUAAUAUGCAUACACCCAUUAAUUGUAUAUUUUUAAUAAGGUUUAAACAAGAAAUAAAAAAUGGUGUUGUAGCUAUUUAUAGAUUGAUUGGUGUACGUAGCGAGUACAUGUUUAGCAGAAGUGUUCAGUAGGUUUAGAUUAAGAUAAUACAUAUAUUAUUUAGAAUAUUUUUUUGAAUAAACUGUAUAUGUAUGUAAGUUAAACGAUAUAUGCUUCGUAUAUUGCGGUUU
Molecule: messenger RNA, 1280 nt
Organism: Drosophila nasuta
Lineage: Eukaryota; Metazoa; Arthropoda; Insecta; Diptera; Drosophilidae
Gene: Dnaaf4
Product: Dynein axonemal assembly factor 4
Exons: 1
Coding region: 103-876 (257 amino acids)
Biological process (GO): cilium movement; inner dynein arm assembly; outer dynein arm assembly
Source: RefSeq, a predicted model, not a curated record